CUCCGUAAUUUUACUGCAAUUAUUAUCAUCAUUUGCUUACUUUCUUUUCUUUUCCUUUCUCUCUCUCUGACAUUUUCCCUUUCAGAUUCUUCGCUCAGAGCCCACAAAGCAUUCCAAGAUCCAACAAUGCCACACAUCCUCAGUUUCUUUUGCAAAACUAGGGCUUUUCUCUCUCUAGGUCACACUUUUUUGGCACCCGAAAUUUCUUUUUAAUUGCACAGAAAAUCACUCUCUUGCAUUCUAAUUCUCCGCCAAGUUUCAAAAUUUGGGGUUCUUGAAUUCGAUUCGGUUUGGAAAUUUUAAUUUUCGGGUCAAGAUCAGAGCUCGGAUUAUCAGUAAUUUUGAAUUCCUGUUUUUUUUGGGUUGAUUUUCGAGUGGGAUUUUGGGGGGGUUUUUGAUUUGUGGAGUUUUGGGGUGUGAAUAAUUGAUCAGUGGGUGCUGGGAUUGACAGGUGUCGGAUUUUGUGGUUUCUGAGUUUUGAGGAUUGUUGAGGUGGUGGUGGAAUUUUCAGUGUUUUUGGGUUGAAGAUUGUGAUUGGGGAUUGAUGGUAUGGUUGCUGAAAAGAUAGGGUUUUGCAUGGUUUGGCUUUGAUUUGGUAGGCUCUGCAUGUAUAAGCCAUAAGGGGUCCUCUGCUCAGUUGUGGAGGAUCCCUGUUGAAAAAAAAAAAAGAAUUGAAUUUUUAGUGUGAUUUUUGGAGGGUUCGUGAAAUUUGUGAUAAAUUGCUACGGUGGUUGAAUUGGCUGAAUAAUCAAGUCGGGAGGUGUGGAACUUCGCAUUUUUUUAUAUCGGUUUCGUGUGGCUCUGUAAAGAUUUGGGUGGAAAUGUUCGGUUCUGUUCCGGAUAGGGGGCAUGAAAGCAGUGGAGUUUCGGUACCGGUUUUGAUUCCCUGGUCAUUUGUGUGGCGUCAUGGGGGAAGAAGCGUGUCUCUUUGUGGUUCUUUCACGAGGUGGUCAAGAUGUAUACCUAUGUCUCCGGUAGAGGGAUGCGAUGAUAUAUUUCAAGUUCUUUGCAACUUGACACCUGGACAUCACCAGUACAAGUUUUGUGUUGAUGGAGUGUGGAGGCAUGACGAGAGCCAGCCCUUUGUAAGGGGGGAUUAUGGGUUAGUGAAUACCGUCGUUUUAGCUAGUCAACCAGAUGUGAUUACUUCUACUUUUAGUCCUCAGACACCUGGCAGAUCCAACAUGGAUGUGGAUUAUGAUGACAAUAUGCCUGUGGCCACUUUGUCACAUGGUACUUUGCAAGAAGCUGUUCCAAGGAUAUCAUCACCUGAUCUAGAGGUUUCUCGCCACCGUAUAUCCGUGUUCUUGUCUGCACAUACUGCUUAUGAGUUGCUUCCUGAGUCAGGCAAGGUCAUUGCCCUGGAUGUUAACUUACCCGUGAAGCAAGCAUUUCAUAUUCUCUAUGAACAGGGAAUUUCUGUGGCUCCUCUCUGGGAUCUUUGCAAGGGUCAGUUUGUUGGAGUUCUUAGUGCGUUGGACUUCAUCCUAAUUUUGAGAGAGCUUGGGAAUCAUGGAUCAAACUUGACGGAGGAAGAGCUUGAGACACAUACUAUAGCAGCUUGGAAAGAGGGAAAAUUACAUAUUACUGGAGCAAUGGAUGGCAAUGGGGAAUCAUUCCCUCGGCGGCAUCUUGUUCAUGCUGGGCCUUAUGAUUGUCUGAAAGAUGUUGCUUUGAAAAUUUUGCAAAACAAGGUGGCUACGGUUCCCAUCAUCCAUUCUUCACUGGACAGUUCUUUUCCACAGCUACUGCAUCUUGCUUCUCUGUCUGGAAUACUAAAAUGUAUCUACAGAUAUUUUAGACAUUCUUCUAGCUCCUUGCCCAUUCUUCAACAACCGAUUUGUUCAAUUCCUUUGGGUACGUGGGUUCCAAAAAUUGGGGAAUCAAAGCCAUUUGCAAUGUUGAGGCCAAAUGCCUCUCUUAGCGCUGCUCUAACUUUAUUGGUUCAAGCUGAAGUUAGUUCGAUACCAAUAGUGGAUGAUAAUGGCUCGUUGGUGGAUAUAUAUUCACGAAGUGAUAUCACCGCUUUGGCAAAAGAUAAAGCAUAUGCACAUAUUCAUCUUGAUGAAAUGAGUAUUCAUCAGGCACUGCAAUUAGGGCAAGAUGCAAAUUCUCCUCAUGGCUUCUUCAAUGGACAGAGAUGUCAAAUGUGUUUGCGAUCUGAUCCACUGCACGAAGUGAUGAAACGGUUGGCAAAUCCCGGGGUUAGGAGACUUGUAAUUGUGGAGGCUGGCAGCAAUCGUGUGGAAGGUAUAAUAUCAUUGAGUGAUGUGUUCAACUUCUUGCUAGGUUAGCUAGAAUUGUUGGCUGGCAUUUCGCGCAUCACUGGGUUGACCAUGGUGCCAUUGGGGGAAGUACCAUUGUUUUAUUGACAUCUUGUAUCUUUGAGCUACGCUUUCCUUCCCAUUGUGAAAGGUCUAAUUUGUCUCUCCAUGUCAUGGUUUGACGAGCCUCAUGCUUCUGAGUUUCACUCCCUUUUUUAGGAUAGAAAA
This is a messenger RNA of Corylus avellana, 2492 nucleotides long. It is a transcript of the gene SNF4, whose product is annotated as sucrose nonfermenting-like protein. NCBI's taxonomy places the organism in Eukaryota, Viridiplantae, Streptophyta, Magnoliopsida, Fagales, Betulaceae. The record is from RefSeq and is a predicted model, not a curated record.